Molecule: messenger RNA, 1544 nt
Organism: Rhagoletis pomonella (apple maggot)
Lineage: Eukaryota; Metazoa; Arthropoda; Insecta; Diptera; Tephritidae
Gene: CstF50
Product: cleavage stimulation factor subunit 1
Exons: 3
Coding region: 134-1411 (425 amino acids)
Biological process (GO): mRNA 3'-end processing
Cellular component (GO): mRNA cleavage stimulating factor complex
Molecular function (GO): RNA binding; protein binding
Source: RefSeq, a predicted model, not a curated record
AAUUUUUUUGUUGCCUGCGUUGGUGUUGUUGUUGCAGCGGCGUCAUUUCAACAGCUGUUUUCUAGCCAAACAAUUUAUACUCGUGUUUAUAAAUUUAUAAACUUAAGUUUUUGAACAAAAAUUAAUAACGAAAAUGCGCGAUAUUGAAAUUUUGGAUCCCAGAAAUCUUGUGAAGAAUCGUGAAAUCCUAUAUAGACUUAUUAUAAGUCAAUUGAUGUACGAUGGCCUGGAAAAAUUUGCAAUGGAACUCUCUAUGCUCGUGAAAGCAGAUGAAUGUGCUCCGAGCGAACGCUUGUUACAUGUUAUGAUCGCUGGCAUGCAGGCUACAACGGAAAAACCUAUAGCUCCUAAGGACGACGUGCUGCCUGGCAUUGAUUUGGAGUUCGAACCUGAAGCGUCUGCGCUAGCACCUGAGCCAGCUUCUUAUGAAACUGCUUAUGUCACAUCGCACAAGCAAUCAUGUCGUGCGGGUGCAUUUAGCCACGAUGGUACAUUGGUUGCCACUGGUAGUGUAGAUGCUAGUAUAAAAAUUUUAGACGUUGACCGUAUGUUGGCUAAAUCGGCACCAGAAGAUAUUGAACCAGGACGCGAACAACAAGGUCACCCAGUUAUUCGUACACUUUAUGAUCACACAGAUGAGGUGGCCUUUUUGGAAUUUCACCCAAGAGAACACAUUUUGGCUUCUGGUUCGCGUGAUGGUACCGUAAAACUCUUCGAUAUAGCCAAACCUUCAGUGAAAAAGGCACACAAGGUAUUCACCGAUUGUGAACCGGUAAACUGCUUAUCAUUUCAUCCCACCGGCGAUUAUAUAGCUAUUGGUACAGAACAUUUCGUUCUGCGGGUUUAUGAUGUACACACUUCGCAGUGCUUUGUAAGUGCAAUACCAUCACAACAACACAAGGCAGCUGUGACAUGCGUAAAAUUUGCACCAACAGCAAAGUUGUAUGCUACAGGUAGUUUAGAUGGUGCCAUAAAAAUAUGGGAUGGAGUCAGUGGACGUUGUAUCAAUACUAUACCGGAAGCACAUGCUGGUGCUGAAAUUUGCUCACUAGAGUUUACGAGGAAUGGAAAGUAUCUACUCUCAUCCGGAAAAGACUCAUUAGUCUACUUGUGGGAGCUAUGUACAAGCCGCCCGGUACAAACUUACACCGGCGCUGGUACCACCGGCAAACAGGAACACAACACACAGGCCGUCUUUAAUCACACUGAAGAUUAUGUGCUCUUUCCCGAUGAGGCAACAACUUCUUUGUGUUCUUGGAAUUCUCGCAACGGUGGACGCUUGAAUCUGAUGUCUUUGGGUCACAAUGGUCCAGUACGUUUUAUAACACAUUCACCGAACUCGCCAGCAUUCUUAACAUGUUCAGAUGAUUUUCGAGCACGUUUUUGGUAUCGCCGUUCAACAAAUCAGUAAGGCAGCAAAUAAAAUAGUACUUUACAAUUGUAUUUGUAAAGCUUACACACAUUAAUUCAACUUAUAAAAUAGUUAAGCAUUUUGCAAAUUAAAAUAAAGCUUAGUUUUAAUGGCAAAAAGCGAAGUGUUUAAA